AUGAUUGAUGAUUUGUUCUUAGAUCCUCAAUUGAAGUAUUGGGUAUUGUUACCUAUUUCCAUAGUGAUGGUGAUAGUGGGUCUUGUAAGGUCAAAUAUAACUGGAUUAUUAGCACCUGAUCCAAAACUUGAUAAUUAUAAAUUAUCCAGAGAAAAACAUUUCUUGAAAAGAGCCACUUCGUUCAAAAUUGGAAAUUCUGUUUUAACUACUGAAGAAUUUCAAUCAAGACAAGAGUAUUAUGUUAACACAUUAAAGACCACAGAGUAUUUUGCCAAUAAGAAUAUCGCCAAUGAAGAAGCAGCCAAUCCCUUAACUGAUCCAACAGCUAAUGAAGCUUUAAUGAAUAUGGCUAAAGGUAAUAUAAUGAAUUAUAUACCCCAAACAGUAAUUAUGGCAUGGGUCAAUUAUUUUUUUGCAGGCUUUGUUAUAAUGAAAUUACCAUUCCCAAUCACUGAUAGUUUCAAGACUAUGUUACAAGCUGGGGUUGUAACACCUAACUUAAAUACUAGAUAUGUUUCAUCAAUUUCCUGGUAUUUUAUCAAUUUCUUAGGUUUGAAGCCAGUAUAUUCAUUAAUCAUGAACGAUUCAACUGCUGUUAAUGAAUUAUUACAAGCCCAAUCUCAACAGCAAAUGCCCAAUUUAGGAGCUCCCGGUGGACCUAAAGUAGAUAAAGUGUUUUUUGCUGAGUCGGAGAAUAUUCAAAUUUUAAAUCAUGAUUCCAUUUUCGAUGGCAUUGUUGAUAGAAUUGUCGAAUCAGAAUCUACUACCAAGUCAUCUGCAUAA
Molecule: messenger RNA, 783 nt
Organism: Yamadazyma jaroonii
Lineage: Eukaryota; Fungi; Ascomycota; Pichiomycetes; Serinales; Debaryomycetaceae
Source: the annotation of a GenBank genome assembly